This is a messenger RNA of Lactuca saligna, 306 nucleotides long. NCBI's taxonomy places the organism in Eukaryota, Viridiplantae, Streptophyta, Magnoliopsida, Asterales, Asteraceae. The record is from the annotation of a GenBank genome assembly.
AUGAGUUGUUCACAUUCCUCACAUCUGACUGCCUCUCUGUUUUGGACAGAUUCACCAUCUCUCUUCACUUUUCCGGAGACGGAUGAGAGUUUAAUUUCGUUGAUUCGGUGUACAGGUGGUGUCUCUUUAAUGUUUGCAUCACAGCUCUUGCGAAUUCUUCAAACUUUUCCAACUAAUGUUAAUAAUGAAAUCUGUAAUUUUGACACAGAUGAAGUGAAGGAGAAGAACACCAUGAAAGAGAGCCCAAAAAGGACAUUUGUGUUGAUGAUGGAAUCCCUCAUGAUGACAUCAUCAAUCAAAGUCUGA